GCCUGCUCGCUCCUCGCUCGGCAUUGUGGCCAGCCUGCCGGGCACUCGGGGGGCACGCGCGGCUGCCGCUCGAGCUUUGCCCCCGCCCCACCCGCCGGCAGACCUGGGGUGGGGACCCAGGCGGGGGCUCCCGCGGCCACUGCCCGGCGCGGACCGCUCCGAGCGACCCAGUCCUCCCGGCGCCGAGAAAGGAGCCACGGAGCCCGCGGCAGCCGGCCGGCCUCCCCGCCCCUGACCGCUCGCUUCCCGGCUGCCUUUGUGGCCGCAGCUUCUGGCCGCCGAGCCGAGGGCCGGCGGGGGCGCGGCGCGCACGGCCGAGCGAUGCCCAGCUCCCUGUUUGCAGACCUGGAGCGCCACGGCAGCGGCGGCGGAGGGGGAGGCGGCGGCGGCGGCGGCGGCGGCGGCGGGAGCGGCGGCGGCGGCGGCGGCGGCGGCGGCGAGACCCUGGAUGACCAAAGAGCCCUGCAGCUCGCGCUCGACCAGCUCUCCCUGCUGGGGCUGGACAGUGACGAGGGCGCCUCUCUGUACGACAGCGAGCCGCGCAAGAAGAGCGUGAACAUGACCGAGUGCGUACCGGUGCCCAGUUCCGAGCACGUCGCCGAGAUCGUGGGGCGCCAAGGUUGUAAAAUCAAAGCGCUGCGGGCGAAGACCAAUACUUACAUCAAGACCCCGGUUCGCGGGGAGGAGCCUGUCUUUGUUGUGACGGGCAGGAAGGAGGAUGUGGCCAUGGCUCGGAGAGAGAUCAUCUCUGCGGCGGAGCACUUCUCCAUGAUCCGCGCCUCGCGGAAUAAGAACACGGCGCUCAACGGCGCAGUGCCCGGGCCGCCCAACCUGCCCGGACAGACCACCAUCCAGGUGCGGGUGCCCUACCGCGUGGUGGGGCUCGUGGUGGGGCCCAAGGGCGCGACGAUCAAGCGCAUCCAACAACAGACGCACACGUACAUCGUGACGCCCAGCCGCGACAAGGAGCCGGUGUUCGAGGUGACCGGCAUGCCCGAGAACGUGGACCGGGCUCGCGAGGAAAUAGAGGCGCAUAUCGCCCUGCGCACCGGCGGCAUCAUUGAGCUCACAGACGAAAACGACUUUCACGCCAACGGCACGGACGUGGGCUUCGAUCUGCACCACGGGUCCGGCGGGUCCGGCCCCGGCAGCCUCUGGAGCAAGCCCACCCCCAGCAUCACGCCCACCCCCGGCCGCAAGCCUUUCUCCAGCUACCGCAACGACAGCUCCAGCUCGCUCGGCAGCGCCUCCACAGACUCUUACUUCGGCGGGGGGACCGGCGGCAGCGCAGCCGCCACCCCGCGCCUGGCGGACUACAGCCCCCCCAGCCCCGCGCUCAGCUUCGCGCACAACGGCAACAACAACAACAACGGCAACGGAUACACGUACGCGGCGGGGGAGGCCCCCGUGCCUUCCCCCGACGGCUGCCCGGAGCUGCAGCCCACCUUCGACCCGGCUCCCGCUCCCCCGCCCGGGGCGCCCCUGCUCUGGGCGCAGUUCGAGCGCUCCCCUGGCGGCGGCCCCGCGGCGCCCGCGUCCUCGUCCUGCUCCUCGUCCGCGUCUUCGUCCGCGUCGUCCUCCUCCGUGGUCUUCCCCGGGGGCGGCGCCGGCGCGCCCUCCAAUGCCAACCUGGGGCUGCUGGUGCACCGGCGGCUGCACCCGGGCGCCAGCUGCCCGCGCCUGUCCCCGCCCCUGCACAUGGCCCCGGGGGCGGGCGAGCACCACCUGGCCCGCCGCGUGCGCAGCGACCCGGGCGGCGGGGGCCUGACCUACGCCGCCUAUGCCAACGGGCUGGGGGCGCAGCUGCCCGGGCUGCAGCCGUCGGACACCUCGGGCUCCUCGUCGUCGUCCAGCUCCUCCUCCAGCUCCUCCUCCUCGUCGUCGGGGUUGCGGCGGAAGGGCAGCCGCGACUGCUCCGUGUGCUUCGAGAGCGAGGUGAUCGCCGCGCUGGUGCCCUGCGGCCACAACCUCUUCUGCAUGGAGUGCGCCAACCGCAUCUGCGAGAAGAGCGAGCCCGAGUGCCCCGUCUGCCACACCGCGGUCACUCAGGCCAUCCGCAUCUUUUCCUGAAGGCAGCGCGCGUGCGCGCACCCGGCGGGGGCGGGGGGCCCCUCCCCUGCGGCCUCGGCGUCCUCCCCCAGCCCCCCAGCCCCCCUGCCCGCCGCCUUGGUGCCCCACUUUCUCCCCACCCCCACCCCGCCCUCCACCCCCACCCCCCACCCCCGCCCACACUCUGAGAUCCGAGAGGAGCUUGGAAAGCUGUAGUAUCCGCUCGUUUUUUUUUUUUUUUUAAAGUAAUUUUUAAACAAAGGAACUUGCCAGGAUAUCUGCAUCCAGAGUCCUAUAGCCUGGGAAACCCCCGAACCACCUGAAAUGCAUGCUCUAUAAAUAAUAGGAACGGCGACAUUCUAGUAAUGAUAGUUUUUACACUGUACUUCAUAGGAGGCUUCCAAAAGAAGAAAAACCCCACAAAGUUUUCCAUUUUCUUUAAGUAGGAAAAAAAUGAACAAUAAUGAUUAUGAUGAAGAUGAUAAUAAUAGUGCUUAUGGGAUGUGUGGACUGUUUUAGUGUGUUCCCCUCUGUGGCUGGGUUCCUACGAUGCUUAUUAUAGAACACAGUGGAUCCUUUCUGAAUGUUUGGAAGGGCCAGGAGUACCUGUGAAACCAGGAUACUGCAGCUUUAUAAAAGUUAAACAAACUGUAACAUAUCUCUUAUAUAUUAAAAAACGUUUAAAAGUUUUAAAAGAGAAAUUGCAUUAAUACAGAUUGAAGUAUUUUAUUCUUUUUUGACUUGAAAAAUUAUAUUUCAUAUUGCAAAGAUGUUUACAAGUAUUUUAAUUUAAGUUCAGUGAACUUUUUUGUAGCUGGGUUAAAUCUUUUUAUUUUAGUAUGGCCUUAUGGCAAAGAACACUGUAUUAUUUUAAUAACCACACAAUCGUGACGGAAUUACAAAACCAUAAAAUGUGUAAUGUUUUGAACAGUAUUCUGUUGGGAUGGAGAUUUUAUAGGUUCAGACAAAUCUUCUAGAAAUGCUUCACCCAGCAUAUUUUCUAUUCAGUGAUAUAAAGCAUAUUUUAUUCUAUAUUAUUACAAAAAAAAAAACGGAAAUGUAUAAACAUGUCAAAAGGAACUGUUGAUGCUUUCUAACAUUUGUAUAAAUAGAAUUCAGUGCAAGCUACAAAAAUUCUGUUGGGCCACUAUAGUUUUAGUAUUUCUAUUUUAAUACAUUUGUUUACCACUUGUUUAUGUAUAUGUAGGUGACGUUACUUGAGCUUAAAUGUACUUUACUGAGCAAAGUUUAAAAAACAAAGUAUAUUUUAUUUUAUGAUAAAGGGCCUUUAACCUCAUGGUCAAAUACUAAUAUUAUAUUUGCUGAGACAAGAUUUGAAAUUGUAUCAAGAGUUUUAUUUUUCUGACAUUUAAAGUUCUACAUAAUAAAGGUAAAAACUUAAGUAAUG
Molecule: messenger RNA, 3457 nt
Organism: Nyctereutes procyonoides (raccoon dog)
Lineage: Eukaryota; Metazoa; Chordata; Mammalia; Carnivora; Canidae
Gene: MEX3B
Product: mex-3 RNA binding family member B
Exons: 2
Coding region: 322-2070 (582 amino acids)
Molecular function (GO): RNA binding
Source: RefSeq, a predicted model, not a curated record